AUGGUCGUAAUUAACGGGGUCAAAUAUGCCUGUGAAACGUGUAUCAGGGGUCAUAGGGCGGCGCAAUGUACUCACACCGAUGGCCCGUUACAGAUUAUAAGACGCAAGGGAAGGCCAUCGACUACCUGUGGCCAUUGUAAGGAUCUGAGAAGAACAAAGAACUUCAAUCCUUCCGGUGGAUGUAUGUGUGCCUCUACACGACGAGCAGCUACCGGAAGUAAAGAAGAUGAAUCGCGGUGUCGUUGUGAUGAAGGUGAGCCUUGUAGGUGUCAUACGAAGAGGAAAACCAGAAGGAAACAAAAGGGGGGGACAUGCCACGGUAGGGCAAAUCAUGAACCAGCGAACUCCAGCGGUGUUGGGGCUCUAGACUUGGAGGCCUUUUUGGGUCUGACUGGCAACACAUCGUAUGUAGACAUGACAACCACAUUACCUGGUUUGAAUCCGCCUCUGCAAGGCGGUGACACUAAGACCGAUAGCAUUGAUGAUCUAGAGCUGCCUUCUCUCAAUCCGCUUCAAGAAACCCCUAAUUCAUCUUUAAACCCUUCAAGCGCGAAUGAAACUGGAGGUGCAAAUAUAAAUGUAAACACUUCUCUGAAUGAUAUUGAUAUUCCAUUUUCUCUCAAUGAGUUGAACGAGCUAUACAAAGAAGUAUCACCGCACACUUCACAUUCAAAAUAA
Messenger RNA from Saccharomyces mikatae IFO 1815, 678 nucleotides. It is a transcript of the gene CUP2, whose product is annotated as Cup2p. The transcript has a single exon. The record is from RefSeq and is a predicted model, not a curated record. Lineage: Eukaryota; Fungi; Ascomycota; Saccharomycetes; Saccharomycetales; Saccharomycetaceae. Bases 1 to 678 code for a protein of 225 amino acids. Gene Ontology annotation, biological process: intracellular copper ion homeostasis; intracellular iron ion homeostasis; positive regulation of transcription by RNA polymerase II. Gene Ontology annotation, cellular component: nucleus. Gene Ontology annotation, molecular function: RNA polymerase II cis-regulatory region sequence-specific DNA binding; copper ion binding; DNA-binding transcription factor activity, RNA polymerase II-specific.